Molecule: messenger RNA, 956 nt
Organism: Magnolia sinica
Lineage: Eukaryota; Viridiplantae; Streptophyta; Magnoliopsida; Magnoliales; Magnoliaceae
Product: probable phospholipid hydroperoxide glutathione peroxidase
Exons: 6
Coding region: 232-744 (170 amino acids)
Biological process (GO): response to oxidative stress
Cellular component (GO): cytosol
Molecular function (GO): glutathione peroxidase activity
Source: RefSeq, a predicted model, not a curated record
AAGACCUGCAUUCUCGUUUUCGCGCUCUUCUUCCAUCUUUUGUAUUCUUAGCUGCAGAAAUUUCACCAGAUUCUCUGAAAUCGAUUAUCUUCCUCUCUCAAAGAACCCCUUUUCUUCUCUUUGGAAAUCUCCUCUUCUUCUGCUAGAACAGGCCACCCCUGUUUUGCAUCCUUUCCUGCCUUUUCUACUCCAAGAAAAUCUCUGUUUUAUACUCUGAGAUCGGAUUCUGCAAUGGCAAGCCAAUCUAAGAAGACCCAAGGAUCGAUUCACGACUUCACCGUCAAGGAUGCAAGAGGAAACGAUGUGGAUCUUAGCACUUUCAAGGGAAAGGUCCUCUUGAUUGUGAAUGUUGCAUCUCAAUGUGGGUUGACCAACUCAAAUUACACGGAGCUUAAUCAAUUAUACGAUAAGUACAAAAAUCAAGAUUUUGAAGUAUUGGCAUUCCCAUGCAAUCAGUUUGGUUCAGAGGAGCCAGGAGACAACGAGCAGAUCUUGGAUUUUGUUUGCACCCGCUUCAAAGCCGAAUUCCCCAUAUUCGACAAGGUUGAUGUAAAUGGGGACAAUGCAGCUCCUGUGUACAAGUUCUUAAAGUCAAGCAAAGGCGGUCUCUUCGGAGACAGCAUCAAGUGGAACUUCACCAAGUUUCUCGUGGACAAGGACGGACAUGUGGUGGACCGCUACGCUCCCACAACUUCCCCUCUCAGCAUUGAGAAGGACAUGAAGAAACAAUUGGGAGUUUCUUAGAAGAGUCAUGUAAAAGCAGUUACAAUAGUAAUUUGUUCCUCUUAUGAGGGAUGUGAUGAUGCUCUCUUUCUUAUAAUUACUUUUGAAUGAUACAUAUGUAAUUUUCUGCUUGAGGGGAUGUAUGUUUGUAGUAUUUCUUCCUUUGUAGGGACUGAUAACCCUCUUUUUCUUGUAAUUACUUUUAAAUGAUAUAUAGGUAGUUUUCUACUUGA